Messenger RNA from Ilex paraguariensis (yerba mate), 628 nucleotides. NCBI's taxonomy places the organism in Eukaryota, Viridiplantae, Streptophyta, Magnoliopsida, Aquifoliales, Aquifoliaceae. The record is from the annotation of a GenBank genome assembly.
GCAUGGAGAUUGUGGACUGAAGAGAGGGCACUCGAACUGAUAGAUACAUUAGUUGAGGACUCGUGCAUUUUACCUGAAAUAUUCAGAUGCAUCCAUGUGGGUCUCUUGUGUGUGCAACAUCUUCCAGAGUAUCGACCAAACAUGUCAUCAGUGGUUCUAAUGUUGAGCAGCGAGAGCGUAUUGCCUCAGCCGAAGCAACCAGGUUUCUUGAUAGAAGUACAUAAUGAAGCUCAUCCCUCAUCAAGCAACAAUGAAUCUUGUUCAGCCAAUGAGAUGACUGAUACAUUUUUGGAGGCUCGUUAGCAGAACGGACUAAUCAGCACUGUUAAAUAAGUAAUAGUUUGCUAUUUCAGUCUUUGAAAGUUCAUCAUCUAUUCGAGUCUGAUAUGUUCGGCUGAGUCAUAUCCAAUUUGUGGAACUUUCAGUCCAAUACCAUUUUAUGUUUUAUGUAAAUCACUUGUCUCAUUUGACUCGUGGUAAACUCCGAAACGUCUCAAUCAAUUCGGUUAGAUCGAGUCAUUGUCAUAAACUCGAAGUGUAUCAACCCUUAGAGUUAUGCUACGUUGUGAUAUGACUUGAAUUUUUUAUAGUGUUCAAACGCUUUUUUAUCCAUUAUUUUGUAUGCAUC